Prorocentrum cordatum is the source of this 216-nucleotide messenger RNA. The record is from the annotation of a GenBank genome assembly. NCBI's taxonomy places the organism in Eukaryota, Dinophyceae, Prorocentrales, Prorocentraceae.
GCCCCGCGCCGCGAGGCCAGAGCUCCCCCGCCGCCCGCGGCGGCAGUGGCGCGGCGAGCGUUGCGAAGAGGAGCUGAACAUCAAGAGGAGGAGGAGGAAAACGAGGAGGACGCCGGAGGAGCGAGAAGGAGCAGGCCAGCGACGGGCGCGGCCUCCUCGCCCACGGGGGCGCGCCGGGCGGGUCGGCCGCCGUGGGGACCGCCGCGGGCACGCUGA